This is a messenger RNA of Mesocricetus auratus (golden hamster), 1148 nucleotides long. RefSeq lists its product as uncharacterized. The transcript is spliced from 7 exons. NCBI's taxonomy places the organism in Eukaryota, Metazoa, Chordata, Mammalia, Rodentia, Cricetidae. The record is from RefSeq and is a predicted model, not a curated record. The coding region runs from base 16 to 1041 and encodes 341 amino acids.
AACCUUUGACCACUGAUGACGCUGCUGGCUAUAAGGAAAAAAGCCAUUGUCAGAUCUCAACUCUCUAGGCUUACAAUUUUAUAUUCCUGGGAUCUUCACUACAAGGCAGGGUGCCAGCUGUCUCAACAGGGGCCAGGACAGUUCCAUAGCUGUGACUUCUGCUUGACCCAGUGGAGCCUGUCAGGAGCAUCCAGCACAUUUGCGUUCUUCUUCUCUGAGAAAUUCCUGAGGCAGCACUUCCAGGAGGUGGAGUUAGACCAAGGCGAUCCUCAGCCUGGAGACCUCUACGUGUUCCAGUUGCGGUCUUCUAGGGCGCAGUGGUUCGGGGCCCAUGUGGGUGUUUACUGCGGCCAUGGAGAGAUCAUACACUUUGAGGGCAGGACCUCCAGAGGUGGCAGACUACAAAUGCUCGUGCAAUAUUGCGACGGUAUGGUGCACAAAGAGGGCCUCUAUGCGAUGAGGCGCUCCCGAAGGCUCCUGCGUGUACUUCGCAAACUCGAUGGCAUUGACCCUAAGGUGCUGGAGCAACAUGUGCAAAGAGCUAUGAGCAGCGAUCCUCCUCGCUACCAUCCUAUUAGAAGCAACUGCGUGCACUUCGCGCUGGGCCUGUUGGGCAUGGACUCAACCUUGGUAGGAUCAUCCUGCACCUUUAAGUUCUUCCCUGAGGAGUCCAUGAGACCACACUUCCAGGAGGUGAAGUUAGACCAAGGCGAUCCUCAGCCUGGAGACCUCUACAUGUUCCAGUUGCAGUCUUCUAGGGCGGAGAGGUGCGGAGCCCAUGUGGGUGUUUAUUGCGGCCAUGGAGAGAUCAUACACUUUGAGGGCAGUACCUCCAGAAGUGGUGUUGUAAGCAAACAGUCCCUCAGUGACAUGAAGCGCUACGGAGGACAGCUCUUGCAUGUGUUUCGCAAAUGUAGUGGUGUUGACCCUGGAGUUCUGGGGCACAGUGUGCAAAGAGCUAUGAGCAGCGAUCCUCCUCGCUACCAUCCCAGAAGCAGCAACUGCGUGCACUUUGCGCUGGACCUGUUAAGCAUGGACUAAAUGUCAAUGGACUUGGACUUUACCAGGGAUUGAUGUGACCAUGAGCCCUCCCUAGUGGGCCAGAAGAGGCUUCAGUAGGGAUCAUUAAAGUGUUUUGGAAAACUAAA